CUCGCGCGAGAACACCUUCCUUUGUGAGCUCUUUUUUCAAACCUCCCUUGUAAGAACACAAGCAACCACCCAACACCCCAAGGCCAUGGUCAAGCACUAUGUCCGCCUCCCCGAGGGCUUCACCUCGCUGACCGCCUACAUCGACGCUCUUCUCGCUUUUCUCGAAAAGCACCGGCGGCUAUGGGAGUUUCACGCCGUCGACUUCUACACCGAGAACUGCUGGGAGUCCGACGCCUUCCCCGUCGAAUGGCGAGUGUUGAAGGACGACUCCGUGAGUUAUGACGACCUGCUCGCGCUGGCGACGAAUGGAACCGUGAAGGAAGAUUGGCCCGAGUCGUUGAAGGAGUUUGUGCGGUUAGCGAAAAGCUUGCCGUUGCCUCGGAACCCGCAACCACACUUCUUCAGUCGCUUCGUAGAUCCUACUGACCUCGACAACAAAGUAACCUACGGCAUGACCCCAAAAAAACGCCACGAAGUCCAACUCCUCGCCAGCCUCAUCCACCACCUCGCCUCCACCCACUCCAUCAACUCCAUCAUGGACAUGGGCGCCGGGCAAGGCUACCUCGACGCCGUGCUCGCCUACACCUACCAGCACACGGUGAUCGGCGUCGACGACGACGAGGUGCAGACGUGUGGAGCCAAACGGCGGUCGGCGAUGAUCGAGAAAAUUUUCAAGGGGGCGAAGAACCGCGACGUCCGGGUAGGGAGGGUCGUGCAUGUGAAUCGGCGGGUGCAUGCGGGAGAAGGGUUUGGGGAUUUGUUGAGGGAGGUUGAUGCAAGGACGGGGACGGGCGCCGGUGGUGGAGAGAAAGAGCUCCACGCGCCAGACACCGACACCACACAACCCGCACCCCUCAACUGGCUCCUCUGCGGCCUGCACGCCUGCGGCGACCUCUCCCCCGCCCUGAUCCGACACUUCCUCACCAGCAACGCAAAAGUCCUCGUCUCCGUCGGCUGCUGCUACAACCACCUCUCCGAAAAACACCCCUCAAAUCCCUCAACGCCCAUCUCCCUGCCACCCUCCCCUCCCUCAUCAACACCCACAGGGAUAACAACCCACACCCUCGGCUUCCCCCUCUCAACACACCUCACCUCCCGCUCAACCACCCUCGGCUUCACGGCCCGCAUGCUGGCGUGCCAAGCCACCUGUCGAUGGAUGGACGACCCUGAGGCCUCGAUGGAGAGUUUCCGGCGACAUCAUUUCCGGGCUUUGUUGCAGAUCCUCAUUGUGGACAACAACCUCCUCCCACCCCACCACCCACCACCAUCAUCAACACACCAACAACAACACCCACACCACAUAACCCUCGGCAAACUCCCCCGCGCAGCCUACACGCCGUAUUUCACACCCUACGCCCUCGCCGCCCUUUCCAAACUCCACAUCCCGUACACGCCCGCGCAGAUCAUACCCCUGCUCGAAGCGUACGAGCGUCGCUACGCCGCGCGCGAGAAGGAGGUGGCCGCCGCGUGGACGUUGCGGGCGCUGCUUGCGGAAUGCGUGGAGAGUCUGAUUCUAGUCGAUCGCUUUGUGGCUGUUGUGGAGGCUGCUGGCGGGUCGCGGGAAGCGGGGAUUGAUGUCGAUGUUGUUGUUGUUGGAUGUGGGGUGACGUUGGAGGGGUUGUUGGGGGAUGAGGAGGGGGCGGGUGAGCGUGGACAUGGAGAGGGUGUGGUGCAGGCGAUCCUCGUCCCGUUAUUUGAGCAUGCGAGUUCGCCGCGGAAUAUGGUGCUUUUGGCUAGGAAGGUGUGA
This is a messenger RNA of Fimicolochytrium jonesii, 1747 nucleotides long. RefSeq names its product methyltransferase domain-containing protein. The transcript has 4 exons. The coding region runs from base 86 to 1747 and encodes 553 amino acids. NCBI's taxonomy places the organism in Eukaryota, Fungi, Chytridiomycota, Chytridiomycetes, Spizellomycetales, Powellomycetaceae. The record is from RefSeq and is a predicted model, not a curated record.